AUGCUUCCACUGACAAUUGUAUGGUUUUUCGCCAAAAAAAUGCCCAGAUUCUUCGCAAUGGCAUGCGAUCUCAUCGCUAUCCUGAUGCUCAUCUUUUUACUGGUAGGAGCUAACAAUUCUUCUCAAGUAUCAACUUACUUGACGAGUUUCCGGUUUUCGUCGAAAUCACCACUGUAUGAUAUCAUUUCCACCUCGUUUGAUGCCCAAAAUACCACUACUGGUCUUCAACAAGUCCAUGUCUUGGCAGGUUACAUGGGCAUUUGCGUUACUGGGCUUCCCAAGGCUUAUGCCGGCGAUUCCACCCUGUGUUACAACCGGAAAUCUGUUUCGAGCGAAACUCUGUAUCAAGACCUAGGCGUAAAAGUGUUCAAUAUUCGCACUCCAGAUACCAAAAGUACUGCAAACUUUACUGCAACUAUGGACCUCAACAUUUUGCAACUUGCGCAAGACAGUUCCGUCAAAAUUAUCCACCCAUAUGUUCUGAUGGCAGUUAUAGUACUUGCGCUACUGAUGUUUUGCGCCACGCUGUGCGCAACGGUGCCCAAAUUGCCGGGCAAGUCCUAUGUCAACGUUUUCCUGCUCAUUUUGAGCCCAGUCCUAACCUUGUUGUGGGGUCUUGGAGCCAUGUGGACCGAUGUUGCAAUUCGGGCCGGUAAAAACUACGUUCCUCACGCUUCCAUGGGCAUUCUCAAAGUUGAGACCGGUACCAAGGCAAGCGCCUUGGCUUGGGCCGCUUUUGCGUUUUUCAUAGUCAAUUGUUUGAUCCUAUGGGCGUUGUACUUCAGAGAUAGAAGAGCUCUUGGGAAAGAGAUCGACAAAAUACGAGCUAGAAACGACCGUUUCGACCCAAAGUUUCACAGUGAUCACUCCACAUUGGACAGCAAGCAUUGA
Messenger RNA from Lachancea sp. 'fantastica', 891 nucleotides. Lineage: Eukaryota; Fungi; Ascomycota; Saccharomycetes; Saccharomycetales; Saccharomycetaceae. The record is from the annotation of a GenBank genome assembly.